Carlito syrichta (Philippine tarsier) is the source of this 1347-nucleotide messenger RNA. RefSeq names its product malate dehydrogenase 2 (gene MDH2). Gene Ontology annotation, biological process: tricarboxylic acid cycle; malate metabolic process. Lineage: Eukaryota; Metazoa; Chordata; Mammalia; Primates; Tarsiidae. Bases 146 to 1162 code for a protein of 338 amino acids. Gene Ontology annotation, cellular component: cytoplasm; mitochondrion. Gene Ontology annotation, molecular function: L-malate dehydrogenase (NAD+) activity. The record is from RefSeq and is a predicted model, not a curated record. The transcript has 9 exons.
AGGUGGGCGGGCCCGGAAGUCGGGCCGCUCUCGCGAGACCGAGAAAGGGGGAAGCCGGGUGAGCCGCGCGGGGUGGAGGUCGUUGGAGUCACUCGCCCGCCGCUCGCUCCUCCGCUCGCUCGUCGGCGCCCCGCCCGCCCCAGCCAUGCUCUCCGCCCUCGCUCGACCCGCCGGCGCCGCUCUCCGCCGCGGCUUCGGCACUUCGGCCCAGAACAAUGCUAAAGUCGCCGUGCUGGGGGCUUCUGGGGGAAUCGGGCAGCCCCUUUCACUUCUCCUGAAGAACAGUCCCUUAGUGAGCCGCCUGACCCUCUACGAUAUCGCGCAUACACCUGGAGUGGCCGCGGAUCUGAGCCACAUUGAGACCAGAGCAACUGUGAAAGGCUACCUUGGACCUGAACAGCUGCCAGACUGCCUGAAAGGUUGUGAUGUGGUGGUUAUUCCAGCCGGGGUCCCCAGAAAACCAGGCAUGACCCGGGAUGACCUGUUCAACACCAAUGCCACAAUUGUGGCCACCCUGGCUGCUGCCUGUGCCCAGCAUUGUCCCGAAGCCAUGAUCUGCAUCAUUGCCAAUCCGGUUAACUCCACCAUCCCAAUCACAGCAGAGGUUUUCAAGAAACAUGGUGUAUAUAACCCCAACAAAGUCUUUGGGGUGACAACACUGGACAUCGUCAGAGCCAACACUUUUGUUGCAGAACUGAAGGGUUUGGAUCCAGCUCGAGUCAACGUGCCUGUCAUUGGCGGCCAUGCUGGGAAGACCAUUAUCCCCCUGAUCUCUCAGUGCACUCCCAAAGUGGACUUUCCUCAGGACCAGCUGACAGCGCUCACUGGGCGGAUCCAGGAGGCCGGCACUGAGGUGGUCAAGGCCAAAGCUGGCGCAGGCUCUGCCACCCUCUCCAUGGCCUACGCCGGUGCCCGGUUCGUCUUCUCCCUUGUGGAUGCAAUGAACGGAAAGGAAGGAGUCGUUGAGUGUUCCUUUGUCAAGUCGCAAGAAACAGACUGCACCUAUUUCUCCACCCCGUUGCUGCUGGGGAAAAAGGGCCUAGAGAAGAACCUGGGCAUUGGCAAAGUGUCUUCCUUCGAGGAGAAGAUGAUCACUGAAGCCAUGCCUGAGCUGAAGGCCUCCAUCAAGAAAGGAGAAGAGUUUGUAAAGAACAUGAAGUGAGAAGUCGUGAAGAGCAGCUUGUCUCCUUAAUUUAUCAAGGCAUCAUGUCACUGUAAAGCCGUUCAGAUACCUCUGUAUUUUAAUUCGCUUUGAUCAUGAUUAUUUUAUUAACAUGACCAUCUCUUCAGAAUUGUCGCUGGGUCGCUGGCGCAUCAAUAAAAGCAGUCUUUGAUUUUCCUUUUCAA